GGCCACCACCAUGGCGCUGGCCAGGGGCGUCCUCCUGGUGACUGCUGUGGCAGCGUUCGCCUGCAGUCCGUGCUCCUCCAGUGGCGGGUCCCGUACCGAGUCGGUCUCCGUCUCCAGCCAGUCCGGCAGCUCGGCACGUGAGUGGUCCCUCAGUGAGGGAUCGGUCAGCUCCAGCCGCCAGGAGGUGCUCAGCCGGCAGCAGAGGUCAGCCGGGACCUACGACCUGGAGGCAGCGGCCACCGGCUACAACGACAAGUACCACGACAAGUACGGCGGCAAGUACUACUACGACAACGGCCACGGGGCCAGCCACUACGGCAAAAAAGGCUACAAGGGUGGCAAGUACUACGACUCCGGCCACGGCCACCACGGCAAUAAGUACGGCGCUCACGGCAGCGGCAACAAGAAGGGUUACUACGGCGAUCACGGCAACAGCCACCACGGCUACAAGGGCGGUAGCAAGUACUACGGAGAUAAACACGACAAGUACCACGGCAACAAGGGCCACAAGUACGGCAACAAGGGCUACUACGACAAGGGACACAAAAACAACGGCUACAAAAACAUUUAUCAUAAGGAAGAAUACCACGCCAAAAAGAAGUUCUACGAUAACUAUCACGACGACGGCUACCACAACAAGUACAGCGACCAUCACGGAUAUUACGGAGGCAGCGACGGCAAGAAGUACCACGGCGGACACUACAAGAAGGGUCACUACGACCAGAAGAAGGGCCACGACGGCUACUACAAGAACGGCCACGACUACGACAAGUACGGCGGCAGCAAGGGCAAGUACGGCCAUGACCACCACAACGCGUACAAGGGCAACCACGGCAAGUACCACAGCGACAAGUACAAGAAGGGCGACCACCACGGCAGCAAAUAUGGUGGCGGGUAUGGAGGCGGGUACGGUGGGGGACACGGGGGCGGGUAUGGUGGGGGACAUGGUGGUUACGGUGGGGGACAUGGGGGUGGGUACCACUGA
Amphibalanus amphitrite is the source of this 985-nucleotide messenger RNA. Its product is annotated as keratin, type I cytoskeletal 9-like. The coding region runs from base 11 to 985 and encodes 324 amino acids. NCBI's taxonomy places the organism in Eukaryota, Metazoa, Arthropoda, Thecostraca, Balanomorpha, Balanidae. The record is from RefSeq and is a predicted model, not a curated record. The transcript has a single exon.